AUUCUUAGACCAGUUAGUGGUCCGAGCAGACAAAACUCCUUCAAUUUAAAAUUUUAUAAUCUAUUCUUCAGUUGUUUAGAGGUUGGUGUUUAAGCUUACGUAAGCUAUGUACUUCUCUUUGCUUAAAAACAUUUAAAAUAUUCAAAAUCCUGAGAACAUAACUUUUCAAAGAUAAUUUAGAAUUUUGUUUAGUCUUUGAAAACCUAAUUUUGCAGUUUUUUCUAUGGAAGCCAUUUUGAUGUUUAACGUGAAGGUUAAGGUGUAGGCUAAAAUUGUUGAUGGUUCUCUUAAAUUAUACGUAAGACAACAAAUUUCUUAGGGAUUUUUCUUACAAAUUAGCUAGCAUUUUAGGCUGGCAGACUUAGGUGUAAACAUUGAUCUAUUUGCGUGUUCUCAAAAUAUUUUCAGCAGCGACAGCAAUGGAGCCCCGAAGACGGUUAUCAGUUCGUCGUUCUUCCGUACCUGCCGAAGAUAGAAUGGUUACUCGCUAUAUCCCUCAAAUUCUGGCCCUAGGAGUUGCUCUUGUUAUUGUGAAGCUCUAUGGACCGUCUUUCAAUCGCGAAGCAACUACCAUAGAGGAUAUCAAGGAAUAUUACGAUUAUAUCAUCGUUGGUGGUGGAACAUCCGGAGCGGUUCUUGCAAGUAGGAUAACUGAAGAUGAAGACAAAAAGGUUCUUUUAAUCGAAGCAGGAGAGGAUCAAGCACAAAAUCCGGAUGUAAACAUUCCAAUAAUGGGAGAAAAAGUAAGGGGUUCAGAAUUGGACUGGAAUUAUGAAACUAUACCUCAGAAAUAUGCUUGCAAAUCACACAUCAAUAGAGUUGCAUUGUGGCAUUGCGGCAAAGGAUUAGGAGGAACUUCGAACAUAAACUAUAUGCAGUAUCACAGGGGCUCGAGACAUGAUUAUGAUUUAUGGGCUGCUCAAGGAGCUACUGGUUGGUCUUUCAAAGACGUUCUGCCCUAUUUUAUUAAAUCGGAAGAUAAUCGUAAUGGCGAUUACGUCAGAACGGUUUUCCACGGCUUUGGUGGGCGGUUAACAGUGCAAGAUACAAUUCUUUCACCAGUGACACAAAUUAUGACCCUAGCUUUUAAAGAAUUAGGGAUUGAAAAAAAAGAUAUUAAUGGAAAGAGUCAUUUUGGUUAUGCACAUAGCCAGGCAACAAUUCGGAAUGGAAUUCGUUGGUCGACUGACAAAGCAUUUUUAAAGAGAGCAAUGUUUAAAGAUAAUUUAGAUGUCAUAACUGGAGCAUUUGUCACUAAAAUUUUAAUCGAAAAUAAAAAAGCAACUGGAGUUUCGUUUCGGCACAACGGAAAACAGAGGAAAGUACGUGCCAAGAAAGAAGUCAUUGUCAGUGCUGGGACGAUUGGAUCUGCGAAACUUCUCCUUCUAUCGGGAAUCGGACCCAGAAAACACCUAGAAGCCCUUAAAAUACCUGUCAUUGCGGAUCUUCCUGUUGGCGAAAAUUUGCAAGAUCAAGUUCAAACAGAUGCUAUAGAAUUCUUUACUAGACAUCAUGUUUCAAUUACAGCCGCACGAUCAGAAAAUUUCUUGUCUUCGUGGGCUUACACUCUUUUCGGUACAGGAAUGAAAAUGAGUCCAAGAUUUCGAGAAGGAACUGCUUUUAUUAAGGUUAGGCAACAACCUCCUCAUAUUCGUUAUCCAUUAAUAGCUUUGCAAGUAAUAGCGAAUGUUGCAACUUAUAGUUCUGAACAACUUAAUAUAGAUUCAGACACUUGGGGUGCUAUGCAUGAUGAUCUUCCCAGUAAAGAAGGAUUCAGUAUUUAUCCAAUUCUUUUACAUCCAAGGAGUAGAGGAACAGUUAAGCUAAGGAGUACUAAUCCCGAAGAUCCUCCUCUGAUUAAUCCUAAUUACUUAGCUGAUGAUGCAGAUGUAAAAAUCCUAGUAGAAGCGAUACAAUUUGUCCGUUCAAAAUUGGCAGAUACUAAAGUAUUAAAAGAUUGGGACUUUCAGUUAAGCGACAAAAUUCUUCCUGAUUGCUCGGAACAUGGCAAUUUCACCAACCAGUAUUGGGAAUGCUUCGUGAGGCAUAUAACAUUAUCAGGUGCUUCUCCAGUGGGAACUUGUAAAGUAGGCGCAAUUGGGGAUCCCACAGCUGUUGUCGAUCCUCUCUUGAGAGUCAGAGGUAUAAAGGGGCUCAGAGUAAUUGAUGCUUCGAUAAUACCAAAGUCAGUCAGUGGCAAUACGUAUGCCACACAAGUUAUGCUUGCUGAGAGGGCUUCCGAUUUGAUCAGAGAAAAAGACACCGUGAAAAAAAUUAAGGAUUAUUUUAAACAUCUUAUUUCUGUCAAACAUGAGAAAUUUAAGGAUGAAGACAGUGAAAACAUUGAUAGUAAAGCUGCAAAAGAAAAAAAGAAGGGAGAGAAAUCAAAAAACAAAUGA
This is a messenger RNA of Dimorphilus gyrociliatus, 2399 nucleotides long. The record is from the annotation of a GenBank genome assembly. Lineage: Eukaryota; Metazoa; Annelida; Polychaeta; Dinophilidae.